AAAAACUUAACAAAAAUUGCUCAAAGAAAAAUGUAUGAAGAGAACACAGUGUUUGAUCAAACCUGCAAUUUGCACGAAGGAGAUGGAUUUCCUCAAUCCCAAAACCCUAAUUUCCCGAUUCACGACCAGCACGAACCCUCGGCGGCGGCCGCCGCCAUCUCCGCCAUGGAAAUGGAGUUUCAGAACCAGAUCGCCGUGGAGAUGGAGCACUGCUACACCACCGCCGCUAGCACCGCCGAGAUCCAGCAGAUCGUGCAGGAGAUGAGCGGCUUCGGCGCCGACUACUCCCAAAACGGCCACUUCGCCGCCGCCUCCUCCACCGCACACCACGACCUGCUCAACAUUUUCCCACCACCUCCGCCGUCGAUCUGCUCUACCUUCUCCGGCCCGACCCACCGGAAAUCCCCCAGCUUCCUUGCCUCGCUCGGGCUCCUGGGGGACCUCAACAACCCGACUGCCGACGUAUCGGGGCCCGGCGGCGCGUACGACUCACUGCCCUUAAAUCUGCCCCCGCAGCCGCCGAUGCUCAGGGAUCUGUUCCAUUCCGGCGCCGCCGGAUCUUUCUUCGGUGGGGUGGUGGACGAGAGGGAUAUUGGGGGCGGCGGCGGAGGGGUUUUUUACCCGUCCGGCGAAAAUGGGGUCUUUGAGUUCGCUGCCGCCGGUGAGAUUGAUUGUCUGGGUAAAAACCGAGACGGCAAAGGGGACACAAAGCAUUUUGCGACGGAGAGGCAUAGAAGGGUGCUUUUGAACGACAAAUAUCAAGCUCUCAGAAAAUUGGUUGCUAAUCCCACUAAGAACGACCGAGCCUCGAUUGUCGGGGACGCGAUCGACUACAUAAACGAGCUGAAAAGAUCAGUGGCGGAGCUGAAGCUUCUUGUGGAGAAAAAGAGGUGUGCUAGAGAAAGGCUGAAGAGGCUCAAAACAGAAGAAAAUCACAAUCAUGCCAAUAAUAAUAAUAAUAGCAACGAUAACAACAAUACAGAGAAUGAUUCAAAGCCACUUCUCGACUUGGAUCAUCCUUGCAAUGGGUCGGGUCUUAGAAGUUCGUGGCUGCACAGGAAAUCCAAGAACACUGAAGUUGAUGUUCGGAUCAUAGAUGACGAGGUUACGGUUAAGGUUGUUCAGCAGAAGAGGAUAAAUUGUCUGCUUUUCGUGUCAAAGGUUUUAGACGAGCUUCAACUCGAUUUGCAUCAUGUUGCCGGUGGGCUUAUCGGUGAUUAUUACAGCUUCUUGUUUAACUCCAAGAUUUGUGAAGGUUCAAUUGUGUAUGCAAGUGCCAUAGCUAACAAGCUUAUUGAAGUUGUGGAUAAACAUUAUGCAGCAGCUGCUCCACCAACAAACAGUUAUUAGAUCAACAUUGGAGGCCCCUUUCUCUCACAUAUAUAUGUAGACGGUUAAGUGUUACCAGUACUGAUUUACGAGCAGUAACAUCAACUAGGGUUUAUUGUUAUUUCAUGAAGAUUGUCCCAUAUUUCAUAAGAAAUUUUAUGAGGAGAACCAAAAAAUUUGACUGUUGCAGAAUUUAUAUAUUUAUUUUCCAAAUUUCAGCAUUAUUUGUUUCUUAUAAUGCCCUGACUGUGCAAUUCAUUAAUACCUAUGCCGGAAAGGACAAGUUCAAAAAAAAGAGAGAGAUAGUGAAGUAAAAAGGUUAUCCUACUGCAGCAGACAAUUUUACUGAAAAGUGG
Molecule: messenger RNA, 1685 nt
Organism: Striga asiatica
Lineage: Eukaryota; Viridiplantae; Streptophyta; Magnoliopsida; Lamiales; Orobanchaceae
Source: the annotation of a GenBank genome assembly